Molecule: messenger RNA, 1867 nt
Organism: Ceratosolen solmsi marchali
Lineage: Eukaryota; Metazoa; Arthropoda; Insecta; Hymenoptera; Agaonidae
Product: protein Wnt-5b
Exons: 8
Coding region: 625-1761 (378 amino acids)
Biological process (GO): neuron differentiation; multicellular organism development; cell fate commitment
Cellular component (GO): extracellular region
Molecular function (GO): frizzled binding; cytokine activity
Source: RefSeq, a predicted model, not a curated record
UGCACUCCCCGGGCGCAGUCGCGCCUUCCCCGCGCGCCCGUCCGCACGCGGCUCCUGGUGAUGCGCGUCCCGGUGCGCCGAUCUCCACGCCGAUUCGCGCAGUGCGAGCCAGCCGACCGAUCGGUCCGAGUCGCCACCUCCCCGUCCAUCUCGUUCACAUGCAGCACCUAGGGGCCGUAGCAGCGAUCAUGGACCUGGACGGCAAGCUCCGCGAGACGAGUCGCUGAGUAGGAGCCCCGCUGGAGUCGCUGACGAGCAGCCUCGCAUCCCAGCAGCGUCCGUCAUUCUAAGCGCGAGCCGCGCGCUAAUAUGCGGCUUUGUCGUUAUCCAGCGCGGACUUCUUAUCACGCCGCUGGCCUCCUCCCGAUAACAGUCGCAACGCCCUCUCGCACGCACUCGCCGGAGCCCUCACCUUGUGCAGCCUCGUGGCCCUCGCGCGGCCGUAGCCGAGCCGUUGCGCGCCCCGGAGGACGGAGGCCCCUCGUCGAGGCGCCCACUGGACCAAGCCGAGCAACCUCCUCCAUUCCUGGCCCGUGAGGAAGGAGGCCACCUCGUCGCCGUCCCCGAGCACAUGGGAGAGCUUCGCUGGACGUAGCCGGUCGAGCCGGAAACCCGCCCGGAGCCAUGGUUAUAGUCGUCGAUGCGGGCCAGGACGGGAGCCGCCCUCGCUCCCACGGCUCCUACUUUCAGGUGAACGCGCUCCUGGCGUCGCUGCUCCUUGGCUUGGCGCUGGCCUCGCGCCCCGGCACCUGGAUUCACUCGGGUCUUCGGGGCGUCGCCUUGCCGGAGUCGGCGUCGUUGGGUCCCGAGGCCGCGGGCUUCUGCGCGGCACUGAAGGGCCUGUCCCAGGGCCAGGAGAAACUCUGUCAGCUGUCGCACGACCAUAUGCCAAGCGUCGCCCGGGGCGCCAAGGCCGGCAUCCACGAGUGCCAGCACCAGUUCAGGCAUCGUCGCUGGAACUGCUCGACCCUCGACGACGAGACCGUGUUCGGACCGGUCCUCGACGUGGCGAGCCGGGAGACGGCGUUCGUGCACGCGAUUACGGCCGCCGGGGUCGUGUACUCCCUCGGCCGCGCCUGCCGCGACGGCCAGCUAUCUUCGUGCGGCUGCUCCAGGAGCGGCCGGCCCAAGGACCUCAACCGAGAGUGGAUAUGGGGCGGCUGCGGUGACAAUCUCGAGUACGGAUACAAGUUCGCCCAGUCGUUCGUCGAUGUGCGGGAACGCGAGCGCAGCUACAAGAGGCGCAGCCGCGAGCACGGAAGGAGCCUGAUGAACCUGCACAACAACGAGGCCGGGCGCAGGGCGAUCAUCAAGCGCUCCAAGGUCACGUGCAAGUGCCACGGCGUCUCCGGGAGCUGCAGUCUCAUCACCUGCUGGCAGCAGCUCGCCUCCUUCAGGGAGAUAGGGGACUACCUUUUGGACAAAUACGAUGGAGCGACGGAAGUUAAGGUGAACAGAAGAGGCCGCCUAUCGAUCAGGGAUCCACGAUAUUCUCUGCCCACGGCCAACGAUUUGGUUUACUUAGACGACUCGCCCAACUAUUGCUUCGCCAAUGCUUCCUUGGGCUCCUUAGGUACCCGCGGCCGAACAUGCAACCGAACCUCCUCAGGCAUCGACGGCUGCAAUCUUCUGUGCUGUGGCCGCGGCUAUAACACCCAGAAGAGUACGCUCAACGAGAGAUGCGACUGUAAGUUCCACUGGUGCUGUCACGUCCAGUGCAGCACUUGCAGCAAGAGCGUGGACGUCCACACGUGCAAAUGAGCUGCUUACGAUGCGGGACGCCACGCGGGAUUAAUUUAUUCGAUCAGUCUUUGUUUGGUGUCGAUGAGCGCGGUUCCACCACCUCCACCAUCUCCUCCACCUCCUC